AUGACCUCUCCGUCGCUCCUGUACACAGUGCCACCCCAUCUUCCGCUGGCUCCGGGAGGUUGCUGCUCCUCCUUUCUGCCAGCACCCUCAACUCAACUCACGCCUUUCUGCGCCGUCCCUGCAAUGGAUCACCUGGCAGGUAAAGGGGGCUGGUCUGCAAAACGGGGCUGUCGGGCGGUUGAAUUGUGCUUGGAAACGUCCUGGGAGCCAAUGUAGGUCUUUCAAGACCGGUGUUAUGUGGUCUCAUCGGCCGCUCCCAGUCCCCAGUCUGGCUGCCGCAUUCUGGAUUAGUUGCAGUUUCCGCGUCACCUUCAAAGGCAGCCCCACGGAGAGCGCAUGCCAGUAGUCUAAGGGGGAGAUAACCAGAGCAUGCACCACUCUGGAGAAACUGUGCGCAUGCAGGUAGGGUCUCAUCCUGCGUACCAGAUGGAGUUGCCCUGGACACAGAAUUGACCUGCGCCUCCAUGGACGGCUGUGAGUCCAAAAUGACCCCCAGGCUGCACACCUGCUCCUUCAGGGGCACAGUUGCCCCAUUCAGGACCAGGGAGUCCCCCAUAUCCGCGGGCCAGAUUGAGAAGGCGAUUGGGCCGCUUCCGGACCCCGGUCCUUCGUUUGCCUACCCACGCCUUAGCUUAAUACUAGACCGACCAGGUUUUCCCAUGACGGUCCAGCCUUUCCUUUCCUUCCCUCUCGUUCCACUCCUUCCUCCACAAAUAAUAAUAAUAAAAGCCUUUUGCACGUGCACAGAAAUCUUCCUGGACCUGCACUACGGCCUACCGCAGAGGCGCCGACGGAGCCGGACCGUCUUCACGGCGCAGCAGAGAGAGGCUUUGGAGAACGCCUUUGAGCGGACCCAUUACCCAGACAUGGGCACCCGGGAGAGGCUGUCCGCCUUCGCCAACCUGCCCGAGGCUCGCGUGCAGGUAAUUUCGGGGGCGCACCCUCCGUGCGGAAAUUCGGCUAGCUUUCCCCAGCACCCGUUGAUUUGCUGCAGCAGAGACAGGCGUUUCUCAAGCCUGCCUCUGGGGCAGACCCGCGUUGUCUGGGUUGCUGGCGGUGAAAUAUUUCAAAAGGGAACAGUUAGGGCCAGAGGCGUCAACUUGCAAGGGUGAUGGAGGAUGGGACCAACGCUGCACACAUGACCUUAUGAUGUCCCGGUUUUUUCUCCUUCAUAUAAUCCUUUUUAUCAAAGGUAAAGGUAAAGGGACCCCUGACCAUUAGGUCCAGUCGUGGCCGACUCUGGGGUUGCGGCGCUCAUCUCGCUUUACUGGCCGAGGGAGCCGGCGUCCAGCUUCUGGGUCAUGUGGCCAGCAGGACUAAGCCGCUUCUGGCGAACCAGAGCAGCGCAUGGAAAAGCCGUUUACCUUCCCGCCAGAGCAGUACCUAUUUAUCUACUUGCACUGCCGUCCCCUUCUCCUUGUGCCCUCCAUCUUUCCCAGCAUCAGGGUCUUUUCCAGGGAGUCUUCUCUUCUCAUGAGGUGGCCAAAGUCUUGGAGCCUCAGCUUCAGGAUCUGUCCUUCCAGUGAGCACUCACGGCUGAUUUCCUUCCGAAUGGAGAGGUCUGAUCUUCUUGCAGUCCAUGGGACUCUCAAGAGUCUCCUCCAGCACCAGAAUUCAAAAGCAUCCAUUCUUCGGCGAUCAGCCUUCUUGAUGGUCCAGCUCUCACUUCCAUACAUCACUGCUGGGAAAACCAUAGCUUUAACUAUAGGUAUAAAAGAUACCUAUUAGGUCCAUCAAUUACCAUAUAGCAUAUAUCCAACACAAAAAACAGCAACAAUUUGUUGUUGACAAAGGACAGCUGGACAUAGAAAGGGCCCCAUUACCUUCAGGAGCUGAGGGCCUCAUCCAGCCCUGUCUGGGAUUAUGAUUGAAAUUACGAUGUCCCUAUUUUCAUUGCAGAAAUGUUGGAGGGUACGUGCAACCCGUUCGCUUGGGAGCAGGCUGUCUUGCAAAAGAGCCCUGAUAUUUUGGCAGGGGUCAAACCCUGACCUUUUCCCGUCCCUGUAAUUUACCAGGAUGAUAGGUUUGGGACCUUAUCAUCGUUCCCUUCAAAAGUCAACCUCCCAGUUUAUGAUAGGGGCAUUCCUGCAGAUAAUUGUACGUCUUGGCUGGCACUUUCAUUUAGCACAGUACCACCUCUCAAUUUUCCAUUUGCCUCCCACACACCCAAACCUCCCCCCCCCCCCGCACCAGCAAGAGAGGAUUAUUCCACUGGCCAUACUGGUUUAUACUUUGGUAUUCUCCUGGGACAAAGCUAGGAAGGACCUGGACUUCUCUGCUUAAAAUGUUGGCACAUAGGUGGCCCAUCAGGGAGGUGGCUGCAGUCUGCGCCAUUUUUCCCUGAGCUGCUCGCUUUCUGCAAGACGGGGAGGGCUGCUGGUUUGUGCAUUUAAGCACACUAUCCCCCACACCAAAUGAACACUCCCUGAGAGGACUGGGCCGUCUCUCUCCUCUCCUUCCUCUUCCUCUGUCAAUAAUAAUAAUAAUAAUAAUAAAUUUAUUAUUUAUACCCUGACCAUCUGGCUGGGUUUCCCCAGCCACUCUGGGCAUCUUCCAGCAAAAUACAGUGGUACCUUGGGUUAAGUACUUAAUUUGUUCCGGAGUUCCGUUCUUAACCUGAAACUGUUCUUAACCUGAAGCACCACUUUAGCUCAUGGGGCCUCCUGCUGCUGCCGCGCCGCCGGAGCACAAUUUCUGUUCUCAUCCUGAAGCAAAGUUCUUAACCCGAGGUACUAUUUCUGGGUUAGCGGAGUCUGUAACCUGAAGCGUAUGUAACCUGAGGUAGCACUGUAUUAAAAUACAAUAAUUCAUCAAAUAUUAAAAGCUUCCCUAAACAGGGCUGCCUUCAGAUGUCUUCUAAAAGUCAGAUGGUUGUUUAUCUCCAUGGCAUCUGAUGGGAGGGCGUUCCACAGGGCAGGCACCACCACCGAGAAGGCCCUCUGCCUGGUUCCCUGUAGCCUCACUUCUCGUAUGGAGGGAACCACCGAAAGAUCCUCAGGAGAUGGACUGGACGAUGGGGGUGGAGACGCUCCUUCAGGUCUACUGGGCCGUUUAGGGCUUUAAAGGUCAGCACCAACACUUUGAAUUGUGCUUGGAAACGUACUGGGAGCCAAUGGAGGUCUUUCAAGACCGGUGUUAUAUUGUCUCAGCAGCCGCUCCCAGUCCCCAGUCUAGCUGCCGCAUUCUGGAUUAAUUGCAGUUUCCGGGUCACCUUCCAAGGUAGCCCCACAGAGAGCGCAUGGCAGGAGUCCAAGCGGGAGAUAACCAGAGCAUGCACCACUCUGGCCAGACAGUCUGCAGGCAGGGAGGGUCUCAUCCUGCAUCCCAGAUGGAGCUGCCCUGGACACAGAACUGACCUGCGCCUCCAUGGACAGCUGUGAGUCCAGAAUGACUCCCAGGCUGCGCACCUGGUCCUUCAGGGGCACAGUUACCUCAUUCAGGACCAAGGAGUCCCCAAUACCUGCCCUCCCCCUGUCCUCUAGUAGGCCAAUGUAACACUCAUUCUUCCCCCCAGGUGUGGUUCAAAAACCGACGGGCCAAAUUCCGCAAGAGCCAGCACGAACCGCGGAAGAAGCCCCCCAGGACCGAUCACCCCCCUGGCAUCCUUGCGGGAGGAAGAGGAGCGACCGAGACGGACCGGCACCAUUUGCAAGUGCCUCGGAUGUGGACCACGUCACAGAGCGCCGUGCCAGGGAAGAAACAGCUUGUCGCCGCCGUAGCUGAGGACCACACGGACACUGCUCCGAGGCCUCUCCUGGCGGGUGCCCAAGCAGUUUCUGGAGCUGCCCCCCUGGACCCCACACCCGUGCAAAGAGAGACCAGGAGGAGGCCGGAUUUGGGACUGUGGUGUGGGUCUGCAUUGCCCUUGCACACUUAUUGGCUGAGCACGUAG
Molecule: messenger RNA, 3892 nt
Organism: Podarcis lilfordi (Lilford's wall lizard)
Lineage: Eukaryota; Metazoa; Chordata; Lepidosauria; Squamata; Lacertidae
Source: the annotation of a GenBank genome assembly